Manis pentadactyla (Chinese pangolin) is the source of this 2836-nucleotide messenger RNA. RefSeq names its product TSPY like 2 (gene TSPYL2). Gene Ontology annotation, molecular function: histone binding; chromatin binding. Gene Ontology annotation, biological process: nucleosome assembly. Bases 181 to 2286 code for a protein of 701 amino acids. The transcript has 7 exons. NCBI's taxonomy places the organism in Eukaryota, Metazoa, Chordata, Mammalia, Pholidota, Manidae. The record is from RefSeq and is a predicted model, not a curated record. Gene Ontology annotation, cellular component: nucleus; chromatin.
UGGCGCGGAGGGAGUGGGGCAGGCUCUGUGGAAGGGAACGCCAGAGCGAGGCUGUGAGCAGAGCUGGUCGCGUGAGGCACCGCGGCUCCGUGGCUCUGCUUCAGGUGUCACAGACAGUGGCGGCCCGGCUGAGAGCGAAGAGGCGAACGGGAUCCCCUGAGCUGUGUCAGCGUGAUCACCAUGGACCGUCCGGAUGAGGGGCCUCCGGCUAAGGCCCGCCGCCUGAGUAGCUCCGAGCCCCCUCAGCGCAAUCCGCCGCCGCCGCCGCCGCCGCUCCUGCGACUGCCCCUGCCUCCACCCCAGCAGCGCCCGAGGCUCCAGGAGGAAACCGAGGCGGCACAGGUGUUGGCUGACAUGAGGGGGGUGGGACUGGGCCCCGCUCUGCCCCCGCCGCCCCCCUAUGUCAUUCUGGAGGAGGGGGGGGUCCGCGCGUACUUCACCCUCGGUUCUGGGAGCCCCGACUGGGAGCCUACGAUCGAGUCAGGGUACGGGGGGGAGCCCCCUCCUAUGGAGAGCCUGGAAGCAUUCUCUCCGGAGGCUUCAGGGGGAAGCCUCUCUUCCGGAGGCGUGGAAAUUGACUUUCAGGUGAUGGAGCCCAGCAGCUUUGUUGAAGACAAGGUCCUAGAAACCUGUAGCGCAGAGGUGUGGGGGUACCAGAGGUUAGCUGGUCCAGAGGGGAAGGAAGAGACGGUGAUCAUAGUGGAAGAUGACGAUGAGGACGAAAAGGAAAGUGUGAGGAAGAGGAGGAGGAGGAGGAGGAGGAAGAGAAAGCAGAGGAAGAUGAAGAAGGCCAGCAAAGAGAAGAAUGCUGAGAAGAUAGAGUGCAUCCUGCAGGCACUGGAAAACAUUCAACUGGACCUGGAGGCGGUGAACAUCAAGGCAGGCAAGGCUUUCCUCCGUCUCAAGCGCAAGUUCAUCCAGAUGCGAAGACCCUUCCUGGAGCACAGAGACCUCAUCAUCCAGCAUAUCCCGGGCUUCUGGGUCAAAGCAUUCCUCAACCACCCCAAAAUUUCAAUCUUGAUCAACCAACGUGAUGAGGACAUUUUCCGCUACUUGACCAAUCUGCAGGUACAGGAUCUCAGACAUAUCUCCAUGGGCUACAAAAUGAAGCUGUACUUCCAGACAAACCCCUACUUCACAAACAUGGUGAUUGUCAAGGAGUUCCAGCGCAACCGUUCGGGCCGGCUGGUAUCUCACUCUACCCCAAUCCGCUGGCACCGGGGCCAGGAACCCCAGGCCAGCAGGCACAGGAACAAGGACACCAGCCGCAGCUUCUUCAGCUGGUUUUCAAACCACAGCCUCCCAGAGGCCGACAGGAUUGCUGAGAUUAUCAAGAAUGACCUGUGGGUUAACCCUCUGCGCUACUACAUGAUGGGAGAAGGGGGCUACAGGGCAAACAGAAGGAAGCAAGACAAGGAAGAAAGGUUUCCCCACAGUAAAAACAGGGACAAAUAUGAGGUGGUGAUCAUGGAAGACUCUGAUGACUAUCACCUAAUGGAAGACAUUAUCAGCGAGACCUCAGACAGUGAUGGUAUCACUGACAAUGAGACCAUUCAUGACAUCAAGAUCUCCGACUUCAUGGAGACCACCGACUGCUUCGAGACCACUGACAAUGAGAUAACUGACAUCAAUGAGAACCUCUGUGACAGUGAGAACCCUGACUUCACUGAGACCACAGACAAUGAGAGCCCUGAUGACAACGAAACCACUGAUAAUGAGAGUGCUGAUGAAAACAUUGAGAAUCCUGAAGACAGCAAGGAGAACACUGAAGCCAACAGUGAGAACCCUGAAGACAACAACACUGACAACAAUGGUGAGAAUGCUGAUGGUGAUGAGAACCCCAAAGGUGGCCACCGUGGCAGUAAUGACAACGACCAGGACAGCAGUGACAGUGACAAUGAAGGAGACAACGAGGGCAGUGAUGAUGACGGCAAUGAAGGUGACAAUGAAGGCAGCGAUGAUGAUGAUGGAGACAUUGAAGACUAUGAAAAUGUCAUUGAAGACCCUGACAAGGAUCAGGAUAACAGCAACAACCAGGACGACUAUGAGGAUGAGGUAGAGAACAUAUCCGAAGAAGAAUCCUCAUCAGUGGAAGAAGAAAAGGAGGAGGUCAGUGAGGAAGGCAGUGAGCAAGGUGAGGACAGUGAUGAGGAAGGAAGCGAGGAAGAGGAAGGAAUAGAAGACGACUCGGAAGGAGAGGAAGACACUGAAGACUCCGACAUGGAGGAGGUGCUUCAGGUCCAAAACGUUUGGGCCAACCCGGGGAAGAGGGGCAAAACCGGGUAAAUCUCUUACCCUUUUGGGGGCAGCUUCUCCGUAUUCCCCUCCCCAUGCCCCAUUGGCCCUCUCCCUCAGCUACGGCCACGCGGCCCCACAUUGCACUUCUGGGGGGUUACCGACUUCGUACACGGGUUUAAAGUUUAUUUUUAUGGUUUGGUAAUUGCAGAGUUCUUAUUUUGGGGGGGAGGGAAAGGGGGGUUGGCCCUUCCUUUUGGCGCUCCUCCCCUGCAGGCUUCUGUGUGCUGCUAAACGUAUUUAUUGUGAUGCCUUGGUCAGGGCCCCUCUAUCCCCCUCCUCGUGCAGUUUGGAGUGGACACCCUUGAUCCCGAAGCGGGGAGGGUCGCUGUGGCCUUGUGGGGCUCUGCUGCCACCCUGUUCUCCCAAGUCUCUCUCUUUCCCUUCCAUUCCUCGCCUUUCUCCGCUGUGCCCGCCAGCCCGCCUCGGUGUCUAUGCAAGCCGGUUCGUCAGUGCGGUAUACCUUUACCCCUCCCCCAGAAGCCCCGCCUUGUUCCCUGUGAACCCUGGUAAUCCUAAUAAAGUUCUGAGCAAAUUCAAA